AUGGUGGCUGCACUGUUGAACCACGGGGCAGUGGUGAACAAACCGUGCAUCCAGGGCUUCACGGCUCUGCAGGAGGCCGUGGUCCAGAACCAUGUGGAGAUCUGCGAGAUGUUGAUCUCAGCCGGAGCCAAAAUCAACACCGUAAACAUGUUCGGCAUCACACCUUUGUUCUCCGCAGCUCAGAAUGGAAGCAUGGACACUCUGCGCUUACUCAUUAAACACGGUGCAGACAUAAACACUCAGGCUCAUGAUGGGAACACGGCGCUGUAUGAAGCCGUUAAGAACCGUCAUGAGAAGGUGGUGGAGCUGCUGCUGUCCCAGAAAGCCGACACCAACACAACUGGAAAAUAUGGACUCCUGCCUCUGCACGUCGCUGCACAGAACGGCCACGAGGCGAUUACGUCACUGUUGAUCCCAAAGACCAGUCGGACUCGUGUGCGUCGUUGCGGCAUCAGUCCCCUACACUUAGCCGCCGAAAGGAACAGAGAUGAAGUUCUGGAGAUGCUCCUCGACGCAGGGUACGACGUGAACGCGCUGCUGAACGAUGAACGUAGCCAUCUGUAUGAAGACCGCCGCCGCUCUGUGCUCUACUUUAGCGUCGCUAAUGUGAACAUACACGCUGUGCGCCCUUUGCUGUCGCACGGAGCCAAGACCGACCUGGACACACUGCCCCCCCUGCUGGUGGCGGUGCGUCAGGGCGCGCUGCAGACCGUCAACCUGCUGCUGGAACACGGGGCCCAGGUGAACGUGAGCGUGCCGGGCCUCACCACCUCCUUCCCUCCUCUCAUCAUGUUCACAGCCCGUGAUCCACUGCUGCUCAAAGUCCUGCUGGACCACGGCCUGCAGGGGGCGCCGUGUUUCAGCUGCUCCUACGGCAACAGGCCACACCCACCACUCCGCAGCCGACCAGAGAACGACACACGCAUCAUGGAGUUCUGUGAGUUGGUGUCGUCCACAUCGGCAAGCAGGUGGGUGGGGCCUAUCGUGGACCUCCUAUUGGACUACGUGGGUCAUGUGACACUGUGCUCCCGCCUCCUGGAGCACUUGGACAGUUACUCAGAGUGGAGCCCCAUCAAGGACAAAGCAGUGCCUCCGCGGUCGCUCAUGCACCUGUGUCGGUUGAAGAUCCGCUCGCUGGUGCAAAGACAUCGGCUAAAACAUCUGCCGCUGCCUCCAACGCUGCUGCGAUUCAUCCUGCACCAGCUCCGAGGAGACCUGGACCCAGAGACCAUGGACUUACGCAACUACGAGAUCUACAUCUAG
Knipowitschia caucasica is the source of this 1263-nucleotide messenger RNA. The record is from the annotation of a GenBank genome assembly. NCBI's taxonomy places the organism in Eukaryota, Metazoa, Chordata, Actinopteri, Gobiiformes, Gobiidae.